This is a messenger RNA of Pseudophryne corroboree (corroboree frog), 1690 nucleotides long. RefSeq lists its product as uncharacterized. The transcript has 4 exons. The record is from RefSeq and is a predicted model, not a curated record. The coding region runs from base 108 to 797 and encodes 229 amino acids. NCBI's taxonomy places the organism in Eukaryota, Metazoa, Chordata, Amphibia, Anura, Myobatrachidae.
AUGCUGCAGAGAAGUGAUCGUGGGGUCACGCUCUUAUGAAUGGUUUGGACACAGUGCGGAUAUGAGUGUUGAAAAAAAGCAGUACUGGUCGGCCUACAGUCACUCCCAUGACAUCUUGUGAUGAUGACGCUGCGGAAGCAGGUCCAUCAAAAGAAGUAUUGAGCAUCAGAAGGCGGACUCCUGUAGCACACCAAACAAUAAUACAUGUGGCAACAAAGAAAGCAAGGUCUGAUGUCCAAUCACAACCACAGCAGUCUAGCCCGCCACGAAGACUGUCUACAGUUUCUUCGGUCCCACCACUCCAAAUUUUGGUCACACCUCCAAGACGCCAACCACACUCCCCUCAUCUUGAUUAUUCUAGCACUGGUACCAGCAUCCCAACGCAACAGCAGCAACACAGUGACAUGGAUGAGACAAUCAUGUUACAAAUGCAGCCAUUAAUCAAAGGAAUCAGCCACCCAGCACCUGUGAGUACACCACCACAGCAAAGCACUCCACCACCACAAUACAGCCCGACAACACCAGUAGCACAAGGCCCUGAUCAAGUGUUUUGGGACAGUUGGGCUACACAGCAGGCCACCAAUCAAGAUUGCCUGCGUAGGCAGACCCAAAUUUUUGCUAACCUACCAUCUCACCUCAGAAGAAUCAGCAGAAAUAUCAGUCGCCAAAAAGAACCAACCACCAGAAUUGCCAAUACCAUAGAAAUCAUGCGUGCAGACAUUACACCUGUCAUUGGCAACUUACAAUGCAUAAUGGAAGAACAGCACAGACAACAGCAAAGCUACAUCAACAUCUAAGAAAACAAUCAAAUGAUCAAUGAAUCUAUCACCAGAAUUUUAGAGAAUCAAAAUGCUGCAACACGUGAACUUAAUGCCACCCUCACUAACCUCAAUGAAACACUCAGAUCCCAGCACCAACAGCAACCAAGCAGCAUUUCUGGUACGACUACUCCUAUUCUAUCACCAGUGUCCUCACCGCCAAGGCGCUCCACCAGAGCACGCCAACACGACAGUGGUAAAGGCAAAGGCCAGUCCAAGCAGCCAACCCACAAAAAAUAAAAAAUAGAGACACCGAUUUCUGUAUAGAGAAGAAAAUAAUCACAGUUAGUAAGUGUAGGUUUGUCUCAAUAUAUAUAACACUUAGCACCUUGUCAAUUUGUUGAACAUCAUUAAUUAUAAGUGUUACAAACAACAACAGGAUUUUUGCCAACAUAUUUAUUGUUUAACAUCUUUGUAUUUUUUUGGAGGAGGAAAAAGUAAUUUGAUCUGCACAUUGAUCGUAGCAUGCAGUAACAAGACCACUUGAUUUUUUUCUAAUCAUUACUCUUUCUAGAUUCCAAUCAUUCUCAUAUCUUGCAGGCAGACUAAUUGGCAGCCAUACAUAAUGUCUUUAGCAUGCAGUAACAAGACCACUUUAUUUUUUUCUAAUCAUUACUCUUUCUAGAUUCCAAUCAUUCUCAUAUCCUGCAGGCAGACUAAUUGGCAGCCAUGCAGAUUCAUCCAUGACCAAUACAAUUUACAAUGUGAUUUUUAACUCUUUUACAUUUCUUCUCUAGACGACAUUACAAGAAUAACACAAUUGAGUAGCCUAAAAAGGUACUAAUAUGUUGUGAAACAAUUUAGAUAAUUCAGUCCCAAAAUGAAUGACAUUUUUGUUGUGCCAUGUUUGUGUGUGUUAAAAAUGAGUAAUC